Messenger RNA from Aspergillus alliaceus, 1559 nucleotides. RefSeq names its product 2-hydroxyacid dehydrogenase. NCBI's taxonomy places the organism in Eukaryota, Fungi, Ascomycota, Eurotiomycetes, Eurotiales, Aspergillaceae. Gene Ontology annotation, molecular function: D-lactate dehydrogenase (NAD+) activity; NAD binding. The transcript has a single exon. The coding region runs from base 352 to 1395 and encodes 347 amino acids. The record is from RefSeq and is a predicted model, not a curated record.
AAAGAGAGUGCUGCGGUCUACUCAAUGAGAAUCUGUACAAAAAAUAGGUCUGUGGUGCUGAUGACCGAGUCCAGAUAAUUCCCUAAUUUGUUCGUAACAUAGCCACUUAAUUAUCAGCAAUUAUGUGGUUAGCUAAUUAUAUAGGAAUGGAACAAAAUAUACUUCCUAAAAACGGACGGGGACAGAUUGAGAAUCCACACGUCACGACCCCUCAGCCAAGCCCUAGACAGGAGGAAUCUAUCCAUGGACUGAACAUUGUUACAUACCCCCACCGAGGUCUAACCAGAGUCCGAGUUAGUUGCAUUGCAGCCUUUUCUUUUUUAAUCAAGUAGUAUACUGUAACCGUUCAACAUGAAGCUCGCAGUGUUUAGCACCAGGUCCUACGACAAGCACUAUCUUGACGUCACACUCCAGCAACAACACCCUUCCCUUUGUGAUAUCACGUACCACUCAUUUUCACUCUCAUCCGAGACCGUGUCUCUCGCCAAAGAUAGUGAUGCAGUCUGCGUCUUUGUAAACGACCAACUCAACGCCUCGGUCCUCCAAACCCUGUACGAAAACGGCGUCCGUGCCAUCCUCUUGCGUUGUGCGGGGUUCAACAACAUCGACCUGCAAGUCGCCGAAGAUCUAGGCUUCUUCGUCGCCAACGUCCCCUCCUAUUCACCCGAAGCGGUCGCCGAGUUUGCCGUGGCGCUGAUCCAGACUCUGAAUCGAAAGGUCCAUCGUGCAUUUAACCGCGUCCGAGAGGGGAACUUCAACCUUGAGGGUUUCUUAGGCCGCACGCUUCACGGGAAGACGGUCGGAAUUGUGGGAGUUGGUCGGAUUGGACUGGCGUUUGCGAAGAUAAUGCACGGGUUCGGGUGCAACCUGCUUGCACAUGAUCCGUUUGGAGGCGAUGAAUUCAAGAAGUAUGGUAAAUUUGUGGCCUUGGAGGAUCUGCUGCAGCGAAGUGAUAUCGUCAGUCUACAUUGCCCCCUUACGGAAGGUACCAGGCAUAUGAUCAACGAUGAGAAUCUGUCUCGGAUGAAGCAGGGUGCGCUGUUGGUCAAUACCUCCCGCGGAGGAUUGGUGAAUACCAAAGCUGUUAUCAAAAUGCUCAAGUCGGGUCAACUCGGAGGUGUGGCGCUGGACGUGUACGAGGAAGAGGGGUCGCUGUUCUACAAUGACCAUUCCGGCGAGAUCAUCCAUGAUGAUGUGUUGAUGCGAUUGAUGACAUUUCCCAAUGUGCUCGUUUGCGGGCACCAGGCCUUUUUCACGGAGGAGGCGCUCAGUGAGAUCGCCGGCGUUACCUUGGGGAAUCUGACGGACUUUGUUAUGAAGAGGACAUGCAAGAACUCGCUGGUACGUGAGGGCCAUUUGAUGGUCGAGACGGAUAGGGAGCCUGUACGCCUGUAACGUAUCCACUAUGGCCUGGAGCUGAACAUGAUGUCCUUGACUAUAACGGUAAUAAACAAAGAAAUCGACUACUAUCCUAAAUUUCAGAGAGAAUGUCAGGCAUAAGCUUUGGAAAAGGCUGCUCUGAGAGCCUCCGGUAUACUUAUGUAGGAUCACGAAAUGAC